Drepanopeziza brunnea f. sp. 'multigermtubi' MB_m1 is the source of this 3174-nucleotide messenger RNA. RefSeq lists its product as uncharacterized. Gene Ontology annotation, cellular component: NuA4 histone acetyltransferase complex. Gene Ontology annotation, molecular function: protein binding. NCBI's taxonomy places the organism in Eukaryota, Fungi, Ascomycota, Leotiomycetes, Helotiales, Drepanopezizaceae. The record is from RefSeq and is a predicted model, not a curated record.
AUGUCGAUUGACGAAUUGAAUGACGUGCGGGCAUCUGCAGAAGACCGAAACGUAGAUUUGUUCUACGUCCAGACGGAGCUUCCCGCCGCCAAUUUCGUCGCCGGCGAUGUGGAAAAAAGGACGACACGUGACGCCAUCACAUCGAUUUCAUCAUACACUCUAGUUUGCGACGACGCCCAAGACCCCAUCGCCCAACCUCAUGAGCGCUAUCAAAUCGCGAUCCGUCGUCUUCAGCGCAUCUACUUGCGCCUCCCGGCCAGGUCCUCAUCUCUGCCGCCGCCGCGUACACGACCCAGCAGACCUCUGCACCUCGUCGUCGUGGCUCCCAUCCAUCUCGUUUCUUCCAGCGACAACAAAUCCCUCGGGCGCUGGCGAGGUCAGUGGGGCAUGAAUUCUACAGCAGCUCCCUAUACGCCCCUCGAAUGUCUCUUGCUGUUCCAGACGCUCGUGGUGUACGGCACCGGAGACCAGGACUUCGAGCGCAUUUCAAGCCUUCUCACGAACAACCCCCUGGUAAGGGAUGCCGAGACAUACGACGCGCAAAGGCUGAGCGCAGACGCGCUGCGGCAACUGUACCUGGGGCUCCUGCGCGAUGAAUUGAGAGCAGAGGAGGAGGGCCCGGAGGAUCAGAUGUCCAGGAAGCGGAAGCUCCCUUCACCACCUCUCCCAUCGAUCAAGGAUGCCCAGGAGUACAAGGACAAGCUGCCGCUGCUGGUCAAUAGACUCUAUGCACGAUAUCGAGAAUACAUGAUCCGGGCGAUCCAGGAGGACGAGAGACAAUAUGCCAGAGUACAGCAGGAGAUCAAGGAGAUCGAGAGAGGGGAAUGGGACGAGAAGCUCUUGAGGGAGGGCCGGGCUGCGAAUGGGAUACCGACGGCCGAGGCAAGAAGAUAUGGUGUACCGGAAGCUCUGAUUUUACAUCCCAAAGCACACGAGGUCCCGAGGGAGGGUCUCCAGAACCCUCCGCACCCAUCUCCACGACCCGAAGGAAUUGCCAUUAGCGAUGUUCUGAACGGCACCAGUACAAAGCCAUCUUCACCACGAGUCCCAGAGCAUUCUCGGCUGCCAGGCUAUCCUCCUCCACCCGCAAGGCCCGGGAGCAUUGGACCCCAUGGACCUUCUCCUCUCCAGACUCCUCUCCAAGCUGGUGUCGAUGGACAUCACCCAGGUCCUCCGCCUUUCCCACCCCCGCAACCCGCUCAGCAUUACGCUGGGCCGCCGAAUGGCCAACCUGGGCAGUAUACCUGGGAGCCUCCCUUCGCUCCUCCUCCGAUGCAGCCUGGACACGGAUAUCAGUUCAAUGGCCAGCAUCCACAGCAAUAUCCGCCGUAUCCACCACAGCACCACGCACACCAACAGCCAUUCUCCAGCCCUCACGGGCUCCCCCCUCCGCCCCUCCAUGUACCGUCAUCUCCAAUCAACCCCAACCCGCAUCAAAUUGUUCUUCCACCUCCAAAUGGCAUUGCCAGACAGCCACCAGGAUCUCCAGCUAUGCCUUUGGAUGCAUUGGCCGAUGCUGCUGGUCAGCAGUACCGUGCCAAUUCCGGCUCACCGAUGAUUCAACAUGGUCGGAAUCCCGGCUCUCCCAUGCCCCCUCAAGGCCCACCUCAAUCACCUAUGACACAAGGAUUUCACGUGCCUCCCAGUGGACAUCAUGGCCCUCCUCAUGCCUCCCCUAUGGGACAGCAUGGAUCUCUUCAUCCCCAAUCUCCAGCCUUGCAAGGAUCUCCUCAUUUCCCCUACACACCUCAACAGCGGCCUUCCUCUGGAAAUGGGCCGCCUCAGUGGAAUCAGCAGCAGCCCAUACAAUUCUCAAGUCCCUCGCAGCAUAAUUCGAUACCACCCAACCAACGGCUACCUUUCCAACCUACUCCAAAUACCGUACCGAAACAGCCCAAAGCCUACCACUCUCCUUACAACCCGAACAAAGACAAGAAGCCUCCUGCCUUGCGAUCAAGCUUCCCUCAAACACCUCUCGGGGGCCCAGUCAGACUCAGGACUGGAACCGGAACACUUUGGACCCCUACCGCAACCAUUGGCACUCCUGUUCGUCCCGAAUUAAGCUCGUUCAACUCCCCAGCAAUAGAGCCCAAUAGUCCAGUUCAGCGUCCCGCAAUUUUGCCAGAGAAGAAGACGCCCAAGAAGGCGGAAGCUCCGACGAUGGCGCAGUCAGUUGAGAAGCCGAGGAAGGAACCCAAAGCGAAGACUGCUCGACGUGCCGUUGGACGCCCGCGAGCUGGGAGUGUCGCCUCAUCAGUCAUGGCCGGCUCGCCGAGAAGUCAGUCGGUCAUGUCUCACGGUGAUGAACUAUCGUUGGAUAAUGAGACUCUACACCGUGCUGUCAAGCAAGAAGUUGCCACGCCUGUUGGCAUUGAGGAUAUAGCUGAUACCACAGCCGACGAACAGCCGCCUCCCCCAUCACGCUCUGGGCCUUCUCCGCGCCAGGCUCUGAAACGUAAGCGAGCUUCCAGCAUCUCCCUUCCCCCAAUCGAAGUCCGGCCCUCCGUCCCACCAACGCACGUCCUCUGGACCCGCGCCUUUCCCAACAUCUCCAAAUCCGCUCUUGAAUCAAUAGCCGGCCAUAGAAACGCGAGCACAUUCGCAGCCCCAGUCAAAGUCAAAGACGCCCCCGGUUACAAAGAAAUCAUCCUCCGCCCACAGGACCUCACCUCGAUCCGCAAGGCAAUCAGCGCCGGCCACCGUGCCGCCACUGCGGCUGCUCCCGACGACCUACCGGCGAAUGCAUCGAGUGCAUGGCUUGAGAUCACGGAGGAUCUGAUCCCACCCAAGGGCAUCAUCAACUAUGCGCAGCUAGAAAAAGAGCUGAUGCGCAUGUUCGCCAACGCCAUCAUGUUCAACCUGGACCCUGGCCGCGGCCUCGCCCGACACUUUCAAAGCAUUGGCAAGGGCAGGGGCGACGUCAUUGGGUACGAGAUUGAUGAAGACGGCGUGGUGAAGGACACCAAGGCCAUGUUCUUCGACGUUGAGAAGACUGUCGGCGCGCUGAGGAGCGCAGAACGCCGGAGCGAGGAGAUGAGGGAGAACUCUAUGUUGAGGGCGCAGGCUGUGGACGAGAAUAUGCAAGACGACGAUGCGGACGAGCCGGCCGGGGAAGGGGAGACUACUACUGGGGUUGGCAACACGGGGACUAUCAAAAGACGACGGAAGGCAUAG